Episyrphus balteatus (marmalade hoverfly) is the source of this 1553-nucleotide messenger RNA. RefSeq names its product ribonuclease Oy (gene RNaseX25). The transcript has 2 exons. The coding region runs from base 311 to 1252 and encodes 313 amino acids. Gene Ontology annotation, molecular function: RNA binding; ribonuclease T2 activity. Lineage: Eukaryota; Metazoa; Arthropoda; Insecta; Diptera; Syrphidae. The record is from RefSeq and is a predicted model, not a curated record. Gene Ontology annotation, cellular component: extracellular region. Gene Ontology annotation, biological process: RNA catabolic process.
UCGUCCAAUUUCACCCCACUUCUGCCACACCACACAAAAACACUACAAAUACCAUACAAAUAUAAGGCAAGAGAGAGAACAAAAAAAUAAAGAAAAUUAUAGUAAAAGAAAAUACAUUUGACAAGCCACCACAAUAAAAUAUAAUAUCAUUCUAAUCGCUGCGUGCAAAAUUUAUUUUUAUAUAUUUUACUUUAUUUUUUCCAUAACGUUAUACAAAUCUAAUAAAUUUGGUCAAAAAAAAGCCUAUAAUCCCCAUAGUUAGCACUUUUAUGGGUUGAAAUUUGAAGCUUACAACAUUUAAGCUAGAAAUAUGAUCAAAAUAUAUCCAAAUACUACCUUUGGCGCUCCAUUUCGGGGUAAAAAACAAUUUCUAUUAUUCGUCUUUGCCUUACUUAUCGCCACCACUUUAGUUGAUUUGAUUAGAGCACACGAAUUAGAUGAAUACAUUGAUGACGACGUAGACAUUGUCAAUACAACCGCUUCACAUGAUUGGGAUAUUUUGAUCUUUACCCAAAGUUGGCCAGUAACAACCUGUUUCCAUUGGAAAGAGGAAGAUAAGAGUCAUGAAUGCAAUUUGCCCACAACUAAAGAGGUCUGGACUAUCCAUGGCGUUUGGCCAACCAAAUUGGAUACUUUUGGUCCAAACUUUUGCAAUAACAGUGCAAAGUUCGAUGUAGACCAAUUGGAUCCUAUUGUUGAUCAAAUGUAUUUAUUCUGGCCAAAUAUUGAAACUGGCAAAGAAUAUGACUCUUUGUGGGAGCACGAAUGGGAUAAACAUGGAACUUGUGCUGCUCAAAUCGAGCAACUUGACGAUGAGUUAAAGUACUUCAACCAGGGUCUACAUUGGCAUUCGGGUUUCUUUAUGUCAGAAGUGCUCGAAAAGUCUAGCAUCUAUCCAGGAUCGAAUAAUACAAUAAUUGGUCUACAUACGGCUGUUGUUAAAGUUCUUGGCAAGAAUCCGUCCAUACAUUGUUUGUAUGACAAUAAAAAGGAUAUCAGCUAUUUGGCUGAGAUUCGAAUUUGUUUCGAUAAGUCAUUGCAAUUGAUUGAUUGUGAUGGUGUACGUUUCGAUCAGGUUUCAAUUGAUUAUCCAAUGGGAAAAGUUAAUACAAAUUGUCAUGUUUCGAAGCCAAUCUUUUAUCCUAGUAUGGUUCCACCGGUGGAGAACCAGAGUCGAAAAAAGGAUUCAUGGAAAUUUCCAUUUGUAAAUGUUUAUAAAUUGAUACAGUUUUUGAUAUGGUGUACCCUAUAAAGUGGAUGGAUGAAGAUGUAGAGUGAAGAGAAUAUUGACAUUCAAUAACACAAAAACACACAUCGAAUGAGUGAGAAAGGACAAAAUAAUAUAGAUUUUUUAGAAAGAAAUUCAUGAGCUUCGCAAAAAAAAAAAUAAUUAGAAACAAUUUUUUAUAUUUUUUAUUUUUAUAAUUUAUUGUUUUUUUUUACAAAUUUAUCUGAUUAUUUUGUUAUCUUUUAUUUUGUGUGUUAGAUUUGUUAUAAUUUAUACUUAGGAACAAAUUUUUUUGAUUUUUUUAAAUUUUUUUUGAAAAUCAUUU